UUCUGGGACCGACACAAGGUUCUGCCAAUCCCUGGCCACGUCAGGCGGAUGCACGGAGGGAGCCCCCGCCCCUAAAGCUGGAAAUGGGUGAGUUGCCCUUAGAUAUCAAUAUCCAGGAACCUCGGUGGGACCAAAGCACUUUCCUGGGCAGAGCCCGGCACUUCUUCACUGUGACUGAUCCCCGAAAUCUUCUGCUUUCUGGGGCACAGCUGGAAGCUUCCCGGAACAUCGUGCAGAACUACAGGGCCGGCGUGGUGACGCCAGGGCUCACCGAGGACCAGCUGUGGAGGGCCAAGUAUGUGUACGACUCUGCCUUCCAUCCGGACACAGGGGAGAAGGUGGUCCUGAUUGGCCGCAUGUCAGCCCAGGUGCCCAUGAACAUGACCAUCACUGGCUGCAUGCUCACCUUCUACAGGCAGACCCCAACCGUGGUGUUCUGGCAGUGGGUGAAUCAGUCCUUCAAUGCCAUCGUUAACUACUCCAAUCGCAGUGGUGAUGCUCCCAUCACUGUUGGGCAGCUGGGAACAGCUUAUGUGAGUGCCACCACCGGGGCUGUGGCCACGGCCCUGGGACUCAAAUCCCUCACCAAGCACCUGCCCCCACUGGUUGGCAGAUUUGUACCCUUUGCAGCUGUGGCAGCUGCCAACUGCAUUAACAUCCCCCUGAUGAGGCAGAGGGAGCUGCAGGUGGGCAUCCCGGUGACCAAUGAAGAGGGUCAGAGGCUUGGCCACUCGGUGUCUGCAGCCAAGCAAGGAAUCUUCCAGGUGGUGAUAUCAAGGAUCUGCAUGGCGAUUCCUGCCAUGGCCAUUCCCCCCGUGAUCAUGGACACCCUGGAGAAGAAAGACUUCCUGAAGCGCCGCCCCUGGUUGGGGGCUCCCCUGCAAGUGGGACUGGUGGGCUUCUGCCUGGUAUUUGCCACCCCCCUGUGCUGUGCCCUCUUCCCCCAGAAAAGCUCCAUACGUGUGAGCAGGCUGGAGCCAGAGCUGAGAGCUCAGAUCCGUGAGCAGAACCCCAGCAUCGAAGUGGUUUAUUACAACAAGGGGCUUUGAGGGAGGGCUAGCCCCUGGCCCCCUCCCUAACCUCCUUGGGCUGCUGCUUCAGUGGAGCCUUGCCGUCCCUGCCACUUGCCUAUCUGAGUGAUACUGGGCAGGGGGCUUGGUGGGGGAGUAGCCGUUGAGAUCAGCAACCUGUUAGGCUAGGAGAGGUGACCCCAUAAGCCUUUUCUCUCCUCUGAUUUCAAAGAGCAGGGUCACAUAAUCCACAUAAUCCCUUUUCUCCCACACUAGUGUGUCUAUGGAUGUACAUAUGCAGUAUGAGUGUGUACAUGAUGUCCUGGGAUGUCCUCAUGUCUGGCUUCCCUUCUUGGCCUCUUGCCACCUGCCAGCCAGCUAGGCUACAGGACUUUCUUGCCCAAACAGUUCCACCAGCCAACUCAUUUCUGAUGAGUUCUUGCCCCUUCUGGAUACAGGAGGAGCCUCAGGAUUUCAGGACAGAGACAGGGAUACUAGUAGGCCAAACUGGGCUGAAUCCUUCAGCUGUCUGCUUCCUGGGUUCUGAAGCUGACGCAGGAACUGGGCUGGCAGAGGAGGACACGUCAGGAUAAGGAAGGCAGGGGGCUUAUCUCUUCCUGGAAUAGGCCAUUUCCUCCCCUCUUCUCUACUAGAACAAAGGAGUGUCAGUAUCCUGUACUGCUCUUGACAUCUUCCUGACUCCCCAACACUGCAGUGUGGGCAUCUUUAAGCACAAUCCUGGGAGUUCUUGGUCCACUCUGAUGUCAUAAUCUCAGAUCGAAGCCUACAAUCCCAACCCCCUCCCCCAAUCAAACAGCCAUGAAGGCAGAGUAAGCAUUCCCCUUUAAAAGCCCCACUGCACCCUCUUACAGAGGGACACAGCUGUGGGAAUGGUGCUUAAACUCCACAGGUAUCUGAGUGGGUGUAACUAGGACACCCUCAAGGGCAACUAAGCUCUGAGUGUAGUCUUAAGCAGGGGAUUUUUUUGUUCCAUUGACCUUGUUAGACAUUCAGCAGAAUCCUGACCUUGGCUACUUCUGUUUCUUGAGGCUUGACCCUGUUCCUCCCCCUACCCCCAUCUCCAAGAGGAGGAAGGGCCCAGGCAUCAGCGGCUGGUCCAAAGGGGAGGUGGGCUUGAUGAUGAAUAUGUGCUGGUCAACUUACAGAGUGUGGAGUUGGACCUUGACUCUAACUCCUGUGACUUCUGGCCGAAGUAGUGGGGUGAAGGCCCUAGUGGGAUCCCCUAAGAGCACUUUCUUGCCCCUCAACCAACCGCCACCAGUAAUAAACGCUAUGGUGCCAUUGUUACUCAAUAAAAUAAAAACCUGUCUA
Messenger RNA from Camelus dromedarius (Arabian camel), 2342 nucleotides. RefSeq names its product sideroflexin 3 (gene SFXN3). The coding region runs from base 84 to 1049 and encodes 321 amino acids. The transcript has 12 exons. Gene Ontology annotation, molecular function: monoatomic ion transmembrane transporter activity. Gene Ontology annotation, biological process: serine import into mitochondrion; monoatomic ion transport. NCBI's taxonomy places the organism in Eukaryota, Metazoa, Chordata, Mammalia, Artiodactyla, Camelidae. Gene Ontology annotation, cellular component: mitochondrial inner membrane. The record is from RefSeq and is a predicted model, not a curated record.